AUGGAUCAAAGCGAAAGUAACCAAAGCAAUCAAAAUCAUCAUGAAUAUAUUCAAGACAACCAUGAAAGCGAUUAUAAUUAUGAAAAUGACCAAAGUUACCAAUACGAUUAUGAAAGUGAUCAAAGUAACCAAGAAUUAACAUUAUCUAAUAAGAAUAAAAAAUUAAAGACUGUAACGAAAUCCAAACCUGCUUUCAAAAAUUCUUGGCUUAAUGAAUUUAGAUGGCUUCAAUUUGACAAAAUCUCUCAACGAAUGUUUUGUAAAUAUUGUAAAUGUUACAAUAAAUCAAACGCUUUUGGAAACUUGAUGCUGCUGGAAAAAACAGUUAAUAAAGAAUUGGAACAACUUACAGAACAAAAUAAAAAUCAUAUAAUUGGAAUUGCAAAAAUUGUAUAUACUCUUGUACAACAAGAUAUACCACUAGCUAAACUUCAAUAUAUGGUUCAAUUAUUCCGUGAAUUAGAGUCUUCAUUUAUUGUAGAUGGUGCUGUUACUUAUGAAAAUGAAAUAUCUGGUCGUGAAUUCGCAUUUGCUAUAUCUAAUGUAAUUAAGGCCGAAAUAUGGAAAGAGCUUAGUGAAGCUGUAUCUUUUGGAAUUAUGAUCGACAAAACACUUGACCAAAGCGAUGCAACAACAAUAACUACUAAAUUAAUUCGGCUAUUUCAAAGUUAUGAUAUUAUUGACAAAUUAGUAGCUUUUGCUUCAGAUGGUGCAUCUGUAAUGAUUGGAUGUAAAAAUGGUGUUGCGCAAAAAUUAUCACAAAUUUGUCCGUAUAUUGUCUACAAUCAUUAUAUAGCACAUCGUUUAGCAUUAGCUUGCAAAGAUUCACAAAAGCAAAUUGAUUAUUUCAAUAAUGCCGAGACUAUUAUAAGAGACCUACGUUUAAAAAAAUUAAAAGACAUACGAUGGCUUGGCUGGUAUGAUGCUGUAAAAAAUUUUGUUAAAACAUUACCAGCUGUUCUUUUACAACUUCAACAUGACAAUAAUAAGGUUGCUAAUAACUUGUAUCAACGAUUAUGUAACUGGCGAUUAUUGGGAUUUUUUCAUUUUAUUUUUGAUAUUUUAGGUCAUUUGGCAUCGUUAAAUAAAUUUUUCCAAAAGAGUAAUCUUUAUUUUCAAGAUAUUAUUCCUAUAAUUGAUGCUACAACUACAAUCAUUCAAAAAGAUUAUCUCGUAGAUACUUUAGAUGUUCGAAAUCAUUAUCUGGGCUAUAAUCUUCAACUUUUUAUCGAUCAUACAAAUCCAUUCAAUAAGCAAACAGGCAUAAAUUAUCAUACACAUUUACUUAUAUAUAAUAAUCAUAAUUUUGAUGAUUUAUUUCAAGAUAUUUACAAAUAUGCAAGCACAAUUAUUACAGAAAUUAAAGAACGUUUUCCUGAUCGUCCUUUACUUGCAGCAAUGAGAAUUUUGAAUCCAGUAGAAUGGUCACGUAAAAAAGAAGAAUUAUUUGAAUUUGGAAACAAUGAAUUGCAAAUCUUAUUUGAUCAUUAUGGAACAGCAAAGACUAUAAAUGGUCAAAAAUUCUUACCAUUAAUUGAUGUGGAUUCGUGUAUAACAGAAUGGCCUGGUUUUAAAAAUAUUAUUUUUUCGAAUUUUUUAACAUUUUUCUUACAGGAAUUACUUCCCUUUCUAGUUCGUGAUUAUUCUGAUAUUUUUCCUAACAUAAUUAAACUUGCUCAUAUUACUAAUAGCAUUCCUUUUUCAAGUGUAGAUUGUGAACGUGGAUUUUUCAAACAAAAUACAAUUAAAACCUGUUUGCGUACCUCUUUAACUACAUUUACUUUAGAUGCGUUUAUGAGAAUUUCAUUAGAAGGAAAGGAAAGUAAAGAAAUGAAUUGGGAUAAAAUAUACCAUGAAUAG
Messenger RNA from Dentiscutata heterogama, 1860 nucleotides. NCBI's taxonomy places the organism in Eukaryota, Fungi, Glomeromycota, Glomeromycetes, Diversisporales, Gigasporaceae. The record is from the annotation of a GenBank genome assembly.